This is a messenger RNA of Tricharina praecox, 1113 nucleotides long. RefSeq lists its product as uncharacterized. The coding region runs from base 148 to 1038 and encodes 296 amino acids. Gene Ontology annotation, cellular component: CCR4-NOT core complex; CCR4-NOT complex; P-body. The record is from RefSeq and is a predicted model, not a curated record. The transcript is spliced from 4 exons. Gene Ontology annotation, biological process: negative regulation of translation; mRNA catabolic process. NCBI's taxonomy places the organism in Eukaryota, Fungi, Ascomycota, Pezizomycetes, Pezizales, Pyronemataceae.
CAACAGCAGCAACAGCAGCAACAGCAACAGCAGCAGCAACAACAACAGCAGCAGCAGCAGCAGCAGCAACAGCAACAGCAACAGCAACAGCAGCAACAGCAGCAACAACAGCAGCACCAUGUCAACCCCUACGUUCGAAGCAUUGCGAUGCCCCAGCACCCCUCGCCAGCUCCGGCACCUACCGGCGGCAUGUCGCUGACCUCGCGCUCGAUCACGGAGGAGGACACCAAGAUCUACACGUGGAUCAUGGAGCUGGUACAAGGGGACCGAAGGGAGACAGCAUUGUUAGAGCUCAGCAAGAAGCGGGAACAGGUGGAUGAUCUGGCCGUCAUUCUGUGGCACUCCGUUGGUGUCAUGACCUCGCUGCUGCAGGAGAUUAUCUCGGUUUACCCGUUGCUGAUGCCGUCGAGCUUGACGGCCGCCGCGUCGAACAGAGUGUGCAAUGCGCUGGCUCUGCUGCAGUGUGUGGCGUCGCACAACGACACCCGUGGAUUGUUCCUGCAUGCGCAUAUUCCGCUCUUCCUCUACCCGUUCCUCAACACGACAUCCAAGUCUCGGCCCUUCGAAUACCUUCGGUUGACCUCGCUCGGUGUCAUCGGCGCGCUGGUCAAGAAUGACUCCUCGGAUGUCAUCAGUUUCUUGCUGUCGACUGAGAUCAUUCCAUUGUGCCUUCGCAUCAUGGAGACCGGCUCCGAACUAUCAAAGACGGUAGCCAUCUUCAUCGUGCAGAAAAUCUUGCUGGACGACAUGGGGCUCUCCUACAUCUGCCAGACGUACGAGCGCUUCUAUGCGGUGGGGACUGUGCUCAGCAACAUGGUUACCCAGCUAGUAGAGCAACAGACGGUCAGGCUGCUCAAACACGUUGUUCGAUGCUUCCUCCGGCUGAGCGACAACCCGAGGGCUCGCGAGGCUCUUCGCCAGUGCCUACCAGAGCCCCUCCGUGACGCCACCUUCUCCUCGGUCCUCCGAGACGACGCGGCGACCAAGAGGUGUCUGGCACAGCUGCUGAUUAACCUCUCGGACUGCGUAGCCGAGUAGGAGAACUCAAAACGCUGUGUGCGCGUGCAUUAGCCAUAAUGUAUCCUGCUCUGCGUUGCUUUUUUUUUUUUUUUU